Messenger RNA from Podarcis lilfordi (Lilford's wall lizard), 16513 nucleotides. The record is from the annotation of a GenBank genome assembly. NCBI's taxonomy places the organism in Eukaryota, Metazoa, Chordata, Lepidosauria, Squamata, Lacertidae.
AUGGGCUUCGAGCGAGAGGGCGCGCGAGCGCACGCGCCGCCUCGGGCUGACUUGCUAAGUAGAACAAGCGCAGGCGCGCGUGCGCGCAGGUGCCGCAAGAGCGCGUUCGGGGAGGGGGGAGGAGGAGGCGGGGGCGGGAGCUUAGGCGUUGCCUGGCAGCAGAGGGUAUAUAAGCUGCAGCCCGGCCGUUGCUUUCGCUUGUUCGACGCCAUCUGGUCUGUCGCUUGGAUAGACUUGUGAGUGGGGCGGGGUGGGGGGGAUGCUGCGGCUGGAGAGGGAGCUUUAGGGUGGGCCUAGAGGGUCUGGGGGGUGGUCUGGGUUGUCCAGUCGACCAUGGUGGGGUGGGUGGUGUCGUAUAGAGGAUGCUGGGAGGGGGGAAGGGGCGCCCUAUAGAGGAUGCUAGCUGGGUGGGUGGGGGCUGCAAGCCUGGGCGAAUGGGGAUUAUUGUUUAAUUUAAAAGUCGAUGGUCUUGACAUUUAUUUGCCUGUUAAUGCAUUUAUAUCCUCCGUUUUCAGUGCUUUUAAAUUGCUCGUUGCCUUCUGAUGACUUUUAUUCCUUCUUUACUUACAUGUGUGGGUUUUUUGCACUCCCAUUUCUUCCUCAAGGUGCACAUGGUUCUUCUUCCGCACCUCACAAACAACCUUGUGAGGUAGGUUGCUGGGGGGGGGGAGAGCCCCCCCCCUAAAGUGAGCACCUGAACCGCCACUGGGACACCUGCUCUCUUAGGUCCCUAAUCUGGUGCUCUAACCCCUGAAAACCACACUAGUGGGCUGAGGUAUUGAAAAGGUGGCUUAGGCAUCUUUCCAGUUAAGAAACAGACUGUGGCUGGGUAACUAAAAUGGAGGCGGAAGGAGAGAUGAUGUCUGAGAGGACUGCGCUGUGUUGGGGGUUGACCCCAGAAGACCACCGUGAGCUUGGCUCUGUACAGUUUUGAGAAGGGCUGCAUGAAGGGGCAAGAGAGGCAUGGGGCAAAGUGGAUGUGUGUCGUCUUCAGAGAAGGGGUGAUGUUUUGGGGUGGGGUGGAUUGUACGUGUGGUUGUCGCGGGGAGUAGCCUUCAAGAGCUAGAGCAUUAGGAGAGCUCAGAAGCAUGAGUCAACCACAUAGCAACAUGGUGCUUCUUUCUGCAGUGCUAUGAAGCAGAUAGCAGGAGGCUUGUGGUCGGGCGGGGGGGGGGCAGGCCUGUGGACAGGAACAGUCCCUAAAUGGCUUUAGGGCAUAGAUGGAGGAGGGUGCUGUUGUAGUGGACUGGUUUGGGGACUUGGAGGACAGGAGGUGUGGGGCAAGGGGAAGCUCAGCUAGCAUGCUGUAGCGGUGAGAGUGUUUCACUAAGACAUGGCAGGAACCAGGUUCAAACCUGCACUCAGUCCACUGUAUUGGGUGACCUUGGGCCAGUCACCACUUCUCAGCCUAAGCCUCCCUCACAGGGUUGUUGUGAGGAUGAAAUGGGGAAGGAGGACCAUGCACACCACCUUGAGCUCCUUGGAAGAAACAGUAGUAUAUAAACAUAAUAAACACAAACACACCUACCCCACAAGGUGGUUUCAGGGCUUAAAUUUGGACGGAGUGGGAGGAGAAGGGGAGCCAUGUGUGCCACUUCGGUCUCCUUGGAGGAAAGGUUGGGGUGUAAAGGGGAAUAAAUUACGGGAUUGCAGGUUUGCUUGAUGCUACAAUGCAGCAGUUUGGAGAGAGAAUGUUGCCCUUGAUGGGUGCAUGGUAAGGGGGUUGUAAGGAAGCUUUAGGGCUUGCGUUGAAAAUAUUUGCAGUGACACAAAUGCUGGAUACCAAGGAAGCUUCCCCCAUAGUGAGGUGCCAGGAGGGAAGCUUCAGCUACUGCUAGAGAAGGCACUAAACAACUGAGAGUAGGAGACGAUGAUGCAGGUUCAUCUGGUAGUGCUCUGCCUCUGUACCAUGGAUCUCUCUAGAAAUGCAACUGCGUCAGAAAAACCACUGAAGAGUCAAGCCUGGACCAUUCCAUUUUGAGGACUGUUAGAUGAGCAGUUCCUGCCUUUUUACUUCAUCAAUGGAAGGAGCGUCUCCCUUACUUUUUUUUUUUUUAAAAAAAACCAGGAAUUUAAUGAAAGAUACUCUCCCACCUACUCCCUCCUGUAGAUAUAAGCCCAGGUUUCUAUCUUUUUUUUUAACUGCUCAUCCCCUUUGAGGAAUAAUAUUACAUCAUUUUUAUUGUAUAUAUUUUGCAUAAACCAAAAUAUAAGAAGUUGUAGAGAUUUGUUCUGCUGUAUCAGUGCCAGGUGAGAAGGAACUGGUUGAUGUUUAUAUACAUUGCCUUUACCCUGGCUGGGUAGUUUUCAAUACUUACGGAUUUUUGCAGAGGUAGGAAAGCAAAGACCCCUUGUUACCUAGCGAGCGAGUUGGUUUCUUCCAGAUCAACUGCUAAUUGUAUGGAUCCGUCCUGUUCAUGUGACUGUCGCAUCACAUCGGUGAGAUUAGGAAGCAGUGAUGUCUGCGUGCAGCCAGGCACGCUCCAAAGAGCAGCAGUUGAAAGAUGGCCAGGAUUUUCCCUCAGGGAUUUCAGAAACUGAAAAGCUACUUCCUCGCAAAUAAUGCCAUUGUUAGAAGGGAAAUUAAUCUGACUCUUAUUUUUGGUAGAAACUAGGCUGCAGAACCGUGUGCUCAUUGCAAGAAUGAGACUCUGCAAAUAUGCUGCACCACUAUAAAUUCAUCCAGUGCCCUGCUGGCAGAAUAUAAAGCAUUUUUUUUAAUUCUACACUUUUUAUACGUUGAUAGCCUGUUCGAAAAAAUCUACUUUCUUGGAGCUGUAGCUCAAAAUUUAAGUGCACACAAUGUCUACUUAAAACUGCAAUCAUAAUGAAAUAUUGAGACAUUGAAUAUGUUGCAAGCCUGCAUUAUUGACUACAGCAGGCGAAUAGAUGGACCUUCGGUAGAGGUGAUCCACAGAUCAAGUAUAUAAUCUUUCUGUGAAGGAGGUUGUAAGUCUCAAUUGCUAAUAUGAGCAGACAGCUAACUGUUAUCUUGCUCCAGGCUCCCCACAAACAACAAGAAGGGAAACAUGCCUAGGCUUAGACUAAAGGCUAAAAAAACAGACUUCCUAUCUUUGGUCAGUGGAGGUCAAAUGCAAACUGUUUGUUCCAGGAAUGCAGGAAGAAGAUAAGAGCCCAUUUUCUAACUGAAAAUCUGGAUCCCGGUUGUUAGCAAGGGUACACUGCAAUGGGUGCCAUAGGUUUAUACUGAGAAAUGUUUAGCAUGAUUAGAACUGUGCAACUAGCUCUAGGUCUGACUAAGACCACUGGCAUCUAUGAGCUUUGGCACAUCUAACUGCAUAGGAGUAGGGUGUGGGCAGACUUUUCUGCUGCACCAAUACAGUCUCAAGGUCACAGCAUCUGCAGCCAGGACGUGAUGGUUGUAAAAUGCUCUGGGGCUGUGAGUAUGCGCCUGCCGACGCUGCUCUGGGCUGUGGUUGCUGCUUAAUGUACUCUUGGAUGGGUUUGGGACUCUGCUGUUGGCCACAGAGCGUCACUGCAGCAUUUAGAUGCCUGCAGAAGGAUGGGAAUGUACUCCUGUGAUGGACUGUUGCUUCUGUCGUGAUGUACUAGGUACACGUAUGGAAGGCCAAAAUGGUAAUGAAGCAAUAGAAGAAAAUAUAUCUGAUUAAUACUCAUUUUGUCAAACUUCUGUGGCAGUCAUACAGUUCCAAGCUGUUGCAUUCAUGGAAGCUGUGUAAACCGGAAGAUCCAAGAACACCAAAUAACAGUGGCAAAAUUAUUUAUGUUUAGGCCAAUGUCGUUUUCACAGCAAUGCUGCAAAAUUGCUAUUGCUAAGUUCCCCUUUUUACCGUACACCGUUGUGAAAAUGCGUUGGCAAAUCUGCAGUGGGUUGCAAAAUUCCAUGGGGCUGUCUGCCAAGGAAUCGAAAGGUGUUUCUGUACCGAGCAAUUUAGAAAUAAUACGCUUGAGAGGCUGCAGACCUGAGCUGUUCUGAAACAAAAUGGCUUCUGUUCUUCCAGUUGCGGUUGCCAAGAUAUUUAUUGUUUGGCAUGCAACAUUUUAACAAAAUCAGGGAAAAUGCAGGAUUUCUAAAUAAAAGAUCAUUUGACUAAGACCUUUGCUUCUUUCUUUCCUUGGUUUGCUUCAUUUUAAUAUCUCCUUGUAUGGGAAGCACUUGGUUGGCAAAAGAGGUACCAUUUCCAAAGCAUGGCUCCAUUAGUAUCACUAGUGGGGCUGAAAGUCUGGCAAGCAGUGUUGCUAGAAAUAAUUGAUGGUUGAUGGUGGCUGUAGCAGGGAAGGUUGGAAAACCCCCACCUUAACGUGUUACUGGCAUCAUCUGCAUUUUUGAAAAGUCAUCUAGUAUCCAUCUUUAUACAAAUAAGAGAUAAUAUGACUAAGGUGAUCCUGCUCAAGGUUGAAGUGGUGAGAUACACAAAUGUGAUACUGGUUUUGUAUUGCAAAGCCGCUAUAACUCAGCGGGAGAAAUUAAUACUGGAACCUCAGGAUGGUAAGACACUGUAUUUAUUCUUUUCUCUGCCUUUUUGUAUUUUAUGAGUAUUUUCCUACUUGCCGUUGGCAGAAGCCUAGGUUAAAAUGACCAGGGGAAGCAACUUGUUCUACUUGUAACAAACCAUAUAAUCAUGGUUAUAUAAACCUGUAGCUUAGACUCAAUACAAAUGGGGCCAACAGGACAUAAAGCAAACUUGCAGAGUCAUCCUGCUGAAUGCAAACAAAGGGGCUCAGGAACACAAAUGUAGAUAGUCAUGCUUAUGUAACUGUCUUCAAAUGCGAAGCUGUGCUCUCUUGAUUCAUAUAUAACCUUGGCUAUCAUCUGCUUUCUGGUCUGGGCAGGAGCACUGUGCAAAUAGCUGUCCUUGUUUGUCUAGCAUUCUGCUAUGCCCCCAGGGCAAAAGUUUCUCCACUUAUUCUUGGGUUCUGCACAGGAUGCUGAAGCAAAAAAGUAGAUUGAAAGCUGAAAAGACCUUGAUAGGCAACUGAUACAGUCACCUCUGUGCCGUAUUGCUAUUGCCAUUUUGGCAUACAAGCAGUAUAUAUAUAAAAAUAUGGUAUAUGUUGCAUUGUUGAAGUUAUAACCAAAAGAGCCAUUUCACAAUUUUCGGAACUAUCAAUGAGCUGCUGUAAUAAGGCAUUUUUCUGUUGCUACUCUUCAUCUUCAGGGAUAUGUUUACAAUGUUUUCCUAGUAUCUGCUCAGUAGGGUAGAACUGGACUGUGGUUCUUCUGAAGAUGGCUCCAAAAAUCUAUUGUUUCAAUCUGAAUUUUGGUAAUCCCUCUAAAUAACAUUUUUUUUGCUACCAGCGUAGGAACUAGUCUUUCAGACUAACAUUUCCAGGAAAGCAAGUUACUUGGAGAACAUUUGGAGGUGCACUUCUAAAAAUUGCCAGACCUUCUUAUCUCCCCACUACCCCGAUGCUCUUUGUUCUUAUAACCACUUUUGGGCCAGCAGUCCCUGAUUCUUAUUAAGAACACAGUUUUGAAUGGGUGGUGAAAAACAGAAAUGCUGGGGAGCAAAGGAAUCUUUGAUAAUAGCUGCAGCAAGUUUAGCCGAGCAGAAGUUAACCAGCCUCCUGAAAUCCUCUUUCAGUAUUUCUAGGUAGAGAAACGGUAGAUAGGUCAGCCAGCAGAAUGAAUCGCAGUUGCUCACCGCCACCGGAUUGUGGCGGCACAUCAGUUAGUGUCAAAGUUUUCAGGUAAGCAAAUUUCUUGAGGGGGUUCUGAUGAACGUUUAAAUACCGGCAGCCUUCUCCAUGAGUUGGUAAAGCCAAUGUAACUAGAGGUAAGCUAUAUAGUGGUAAAAAUAACAGUAAAGCCUGCAGGUUCACAAUAUAUGGUUUGAAAGCCACCCUGUUCUAGGUCUGUUAAACUUCAUUUGUAAAUGAGGUUCAACAAUGGGUAAGGCAAACUCCAGAACCUCAGUGAAACCCAUUUAAGAGAACUUUUCUCCAAGUGAGAUUCUCCCAAACAGAUGUAAGUUAUUUAGGAACUUCCUUUAGCAUGUAGUGUGUGCUUACUGAAAUUUGGUUAAGCAAGCAUGUUCUAUCUGGGUAUGAAAAUCUUUUUUAUUAAACCUUUUCACUGUUCUCCAUAUUGAAGGCUUGUUUACAUGUUCAGAAGCACCCAAAGUUGUCGUUUGGGUUAGUGAUCCUAGGCGACCAGCCCCCUUUAGCGUGGCCAGGAAUGCUGGAAUGUUUUGGAAUUGCCAUCUAUCCUUGCUUGCCUCAGUGUAUUGUGUGAUGGAAUCUUCAACUCUUGGAUGAAACUACAGAAAACUAUGCUCUCAUGUAUCCUGGCUUUUGCUAUGGCAGGGAUUCAGCUACUUUACAUAGAAGCAUAGCAAAAUGAAUCUCACUCUGGAGAAAACUGUGUGUUAUGGUUAACCUUGACUUGGAGGCUCCCUUCAGUCUUAAAAUAUUUGGCCUCCCUCCAGGUUUUCAGUCUACAAGGCUAUUUUGCCUUGUGAUGGUAUGUAUUGUUACUUUCUGGGGUUCCCCACUUGGCUGUCCUGUGCAAUGUGGUCUUACAGGAGCUGCAUCAUGACACAAUUAGUGAAGCUGUUUGUCAUUUCCAAGCCUUUGGGGCAUGUGGCCUGUCAGAAGUAGCCUGGCAGGCAGCAAUUUUAAGAUCUUAUUCCGGGACGCUUGGUUUAAUCCAAGAACAAAACAAAGCUACUGGCAAAUUAAGGAGUGGACAGUCUCUCAGAGAUAUGUACAGGCAUACAUUGGAUCUUGAACGCCUUGCAACUCGAACAUUUUGGCUCCCAAAUGCCGCAAACCGAAAGUGAGUGUUCCUGUUUGCAAACGUUUUUUGGAAGCCAAAUGUCUGAGACAACUUCCGCGGCUUCUGAUUGAGUGCAGGAAUCUUCUGCAGCCAAUCAGAAGCCGCACCUUGGUUGUCGAACAUUUUCGUAAAUCAAACGGACUUCCACAAUGGAUUCUGUUCGACAACGAAGGUACGACUGUAUACUAAAUCGGAAGUUUACAUUGAUUUCGUUGUUCUUGCCCUGGAAUGAGCAAACAAGCUUCCUAAUUACACAGUAAAUCCCGUUUUGAAACUCAAGUUGCCUGGCCCAAUGCAAACCAUGUAAUAUGCAUCGCUCACCAGAAAUAAUUCCUGUAAUGUGUGUUGUAGCUGUGCAUUUUAUCCAGAGUUAGACCCAUUGAAAGUAAUGAACCCAGUCAAGUGAAGGGAUUGGAUCAGCAAAGUUAGGGUCUGAAUAAAUAUAAUCGAAGUGAUAGGAGCUCAUUUUUCCUGCAUGGUAAGCCAAGCUUUCUCCUAUCUUUGUAAUAAAGGAAUACUAGUAGUGUGAAUGUUGCUUAGUCAUGAGUCUUCCCCCUGUGCUUUAGGUGGCUAUCUUUUUGAAGCAUCACAUGUAGGGCUUAAAAAAUAUCAAUAUGAGCAACUGCUAAGCUGACUCUGGAAUUAAUGGAAGUGAAGGGGGUUCAUGAUGUCACAGGAGCCAUCAAAGCAUUGCUGUGUACAGCCAGCCUCUGGUCCAAAGUUGAAGCUCAAGUUCCUGAAUUCAACCCUGGAGCAGAAAUUACCAUAGAACAAAAUGCUUGUGGCAUACUCCGUUUGCCCCACUGCCUUUCCCCUUGGGAAACCCAGUCUUUAGUGGUGAAUUGAAACAAUCGGCAAUUGAGUUUCUGCAGAUUGCCAUUUGUUCCACUGUAUUGCUAAAGAGCGAAUUUUCUGGGGGAAACUGGUGGGGCAAGGCAAAACCACUCAGACCCAUGUCUGAAAAGUGUGGGACAAGUGGAAGACCACUCAGACCCCGCCCCCGGCACAGGACGAGCAGAAGUGUGCACAAGCCUAGAGUUUGUAUGUAGACCAGUACAGUAUCUGGAAAUUCUCUUUGAGUAAGUAGCGGGUCUCUUCCUCCUCUUGUUGCAACACUGUGCAGUGGAUUUGAGUCACAUGUCACAGUGUAGAUCAUUGUAAACCAAGGUUGCUGGGAAGAAGAGAGAUACAUAGGUCAAUAUGAAGUCCAUCCUUGUUAGAAAAGUCCUGAAGUUAAAUCUUCAUGGCUUGCAUAAAUGAUCUAACCGUUGAAUAAAGAAUGUUGGGGGGGGGGGGAGCAGGAAUAAUGAAUAUCCUUGGGUUAACCCACAUGGGAGUGUGAUGGCCCCUUAAAGAAUCUUGGAAGUGGUAGUCUAGGGAGGGGGCUGAUUAUUACUGGCAUCUCCUACCGUAGACUUCUAGUUGUGGGGAGUGAGAAUGACUUAAACCAAUUAAAAUCUGUUUAGCCAAUAUGAUCUUUAGUUGUCUCUGUCCAAGCCAGCAUGCUUACUCCUUUCUGAUGCUUCCAGGCUCGAGAUAAGUGAAGGGUCUCCUCCAAAAAUCUCUCCAGAGCCGGCACCUACCCCCGAGGCAGAACCACCUACCCCAGAGGCAGAACCGCCUACCCCAGAGCCAGAACCAGAAGCUCCACCACCUCCUCCUCCUCCACCUCCACCACCUCCGAAACGUAUGGCGGAAUUUCAUGUUGGGAUCAAUGGGUAAGGAUUUUUCAAAAGGAGCAUUUGCUUGCUGGUUUGUUUGUUGUAACACAGUAUACCGUAUUUUUUGCUCUAUAAGACUCACUUUUUCCCUCCUAAAAAGUAAGGGGAAAUGUGUGUGCGUCUUAUGGAGCGAGUGCAGGCUGCGCAGCUAUCCCAGAAGCCAGAACAGCAAGAGGGAUCGCUGCUUUCACUGUGCAGCGAUCCCUCUUGCUGUUCUGGCUUCUGAGAUUCAGAAUAUUUUUUUUCUUUUCCUCCUCCAAAAACUAGCUGCGUCUUGUGGUCUGGUGCGUCUUAUAGAGUGAAAAAUACAGUAAUACAGUGGGCAGAUAGCUCAGUGAAGAAACUGGCAGGAGUUCCUUACCAGGGAUUGUUAGGAAAGGGGUUGAAGAUAAAACUGCCAACAUCCUAGUGGUGUUACAAUAAUCUGUGAUGAGGCUGCACUUGGAAUACCGUACUGUGUACAGUUCUGGUUGCUGUACCUCAAAAAGGAUAUUGUAGAGAUGGAAAAGGGUCACCAAAAUAAUAUAGGCUGGAACAACUCCCUUGUGAGGAAAGCUUACAAAAUCUGGAGGGGUUUUUCAGUGUAGGAAAAAAGGCAAGCAGAGGGACAUGAUGGAAAUUAUAAAAUUAUGCCUGGUGUGGGGAAAGUGGAUAGAGAGAAGGUUUUUUUUUAAAACCCUCCCUCAUAAUAACCAAACCCAGGAACAUUUAAUGACCCUGAAUGUUUGAUAAUUCAGGACAGACCAAAGGAAGUCCUUCACACAGUACAAUAUGUGUCAAUGCAUAGUUAUAAAUUAUGAACCUUGCUGCCACAAAAAUGUAAUAAUGGCCACCAAUUUCAAUGGGGGUUUAGACUUAAUUCAUGGGAUAGAAAGCUAUCGGUGGCUAUUAGUCACAGUGGCGCAGUGCAUUACCUCCAAUAUUAAAGGUGAUAGGUCUAUGAAUACCAUUUUCAGGGAGUUGGAAGGACUGGAUCAUAAUUAUGAUUUCCAAACUUUGUGCUUUUAAGGAAUCUUUUUUCUACACUAGUUGUCUGCUUGAGGAGCUUUGUACAUGUCCACCACAAAACCCUUGCAUGUUGCAGAGGAUUUUUGGGCGGGCCUGCUCUUGGACAAGUGUGAUCAGACAUUAGGCUUGUUGGACCCACUACAAUGAUGAGGUUCACUGUGCAGAACCAUGUGCAAAAUGGUGGCUUUAAAGUAAGCCAGCUCCCCAUGAGCAAUACUCUAGGAUGACUAGCACAUAAAAGUACUAGUCUGUAUUUGAGUUACUACAGAUUAGGGUUUCUUAACGUCUUAAUUUGUGUGGGUGUUCAUUGUUGUAGUGAAACAACUGGGGCAUCUGGAAUUCUCACCAGUCUAUUGUAAAUCUUCCAGUAAUCUGCCAGUAGAUCCAGAUCUACCGCCUGACGACCCUUGUUCCAGGCAACAUGCUUGACUCAUGUCUUUUGAGCCUCACAGUCACUCAGAAUGUAUAGAGCAUGCAUUCAUGCUACAACAGACCCAAUGUUCUCCUGUGCUGAAUCUUGCAGAGAAAUAGAGCUAUUGAUGAGCAACAUUUUGCAGCAAACUUCGGAUCAUCUUUACUGAUCAUUGUCAUUGGAGAGCUUUCUGAUAAGGUUCCAAGCAACCCUCUGGAACACAGUUUCUAGAUUGGUUAACCAAAAGGUGGCUUCUUGUGCAAGAAAGCAAAAUGCAGAGCAGUAAUAUCUAGUCUCUGAAUGCUCAUUUCAGUGAUAGCCAACAUGGUGCCCUCUUGAUAUUGUGGAGUUCAACUCUCCUCAGCCGAUUAUUGCCAGUAAUCUGGGAUGAUGGGAGUUGCAAAUCACAAUAUCUGGAAGGUACCAGGUUGGCUACUCCUAAGCACCCAUGGGCUUCUAGCAAGGUUUUGAGCUUAAUUGCUCAUACUCUGCAUCCUGAUGUCAACUAUGGGUCUCAGUGGAAAAAGGCUUUUUAAUGUUGUGGAAGCCUUAAUUGCUGCCUAGAAGAAGGCCUAUUCAAGUAACAUAUUCUGCUUGCUUUAGUUAUGUAGAAAGGGCUGAGGGACAUUUGCAACUCUAAUGGAUUGGCUUUUGUCUUUUUGCAGAUUCGGGCGUAUCGGGCGCUUGGUCCUCCGAGCCUGUGUGGAGAAGGGGGUCAAAGUUGUGGCUAUCAAUGAUCCUUUCAUUGACGUCAAAUACAUGGUAAUGGCUUAAUGGUGUCUGACUGAACUCCAAAUGUACAAUGGCCCUUAGUCUGUUUCCUUGGUAGACUGAAAAGGAAGGUUUUAGGGAGUGGUGGUGGUGGUGAAUGGUCACGAUUAUGCUGGUUAGUCCUUGGCAUCCUGGCACCAUCUCAAGUGAAACGUACACAGACACAUUUAUACCCCAUUUGCAUGUUAGUUUACAUAAGUAAAUCCCAGCGCACAUAGAGGUGAAGUGUGUGAAACCGCAAUCAGAAAAUUGGAAAUGUACAGAUUUCUGCACUUACUGUAUGUAAGGCCCUGUUCAAGCGUCAUAUUAACAUAUGGAUACAAUAAGGGGGUAUUGGGUUGGGGUGAUCUGUACCAUCCUCAUGCUUUCUGCAUAAGCUUUUAUUUCUAGCCAAGAAAGCAAAAAUAAGUAAAUCCAGUGCCCUCUGCCUGGCACAAUAUGGUUGCGGUUGACGCUUCUCUUCCUCCUUUAGGUCUACAUGUUCAAGUAUGAUUCUACACAUGGGCGCUUCAAGGGAGAAGUGAAGGCUGAGGACGGCAAGCUGGUAGUGAAUGGCUCAAAAAUCUCUGUAUUCCAGAGGUAAGUGGGGAUAAAAGUCAGGGUCUUGACUAGAGGCGUACCCAUUCUUGGCAAUAAUCUGCAGCAGGCUUCUGAGAUUUUUGUCCGAGGUUUGUGUAACUGAUGACUGGCCCAAAGACUGCACCAAAAAUGUGACAGAUGCAAGGAUUGUGCGUGUACCUGUGCACCAUCCCUAUCCCCACAGAAGACUACAUCUCUUUCUCACGGGCACGAUAAAAUGCAUAUCAUCCUGCAGCAGGCUGUGAUAGAGUUGAAUGCAGAGAGCCAGAGUGCUGUAACGGACUGGAGAAAACCAGAUUCAAAUCAACCUUGUGGCUACAUGACACUGAACUAGUCACUAUUUUUGAAACCUAACCCACCUCACGGGGUUGUUAGAAGAACUUGGGGGUGGAAAACCUCUUUGGAGAAGGCCAGGAUAAAAUGUUACAAAUAGCCUGUUUUGCUUCCCACCUCUCUUGGGUCCUCCUACGUACAUAGAUGUGAACCUGUCUGGGACUGACUUUGCCAUUAGCCCAUUGAUCGUAUCAGGGAUUGUAAAAAGCAACACUCUACUAUUUAGUCCUCACUGGAAUAUUUAAAAGCAUCCAUUCAUUACACUUUACAGUUAUAUAUGGACUCUAAAAGCAUUUCGUCAGUGCAGAGAGUAUCAGUUUAUUCAUACCUCAAUUUUACUAAACUCUUGAUGAAUAGUUUUAAAGACGGUUAAUUAGCAGCCAAGUCCCGCAGGUACAUGACUGCUAACCUGCCCGUGUCCUCUGGCAGCUAAUACCUUUGUGAGAGAUUUCUUCGCACCUCCACAUACCAAAACAGCUACUGACAAAAGGCCUUGCAAUCUUGUAUUUUGCAGCAUGAAACCAAAUGAAAUCCCAUGGGGCGAGGCAGGAGCUUUGUAUGUAGUAGAAUCCACCGGAGUCUUCCUCUCCGUUGAGAAAGCUUCGGUAAGUACCUGUGUAGCUUGCUUGGAAAAGGGAAGCAAUUCUUGGGUAUUUCCGUGACUCUAUGCUGGACUCCCUCCACGAAUGCUUGGUUUCUAAAUGCACAGGGGCAGAUCUCUCUGCUGGAGCAUGCUCCCCUUUGAGUGCUGUGUUUCCAUCCUACUUACAAUGCUUUCUGCAUGGCCUGAGUUUGAUCUUCAGUGACUGACCAAAAAAAAACCCUGCCGCCUUCCACAGGCUCAUCUCCAUGGUGGAGCCAAGCGAGUAGUGGUGAGUGCGCCGUCUCCUGAUGCGCCAAUGUUUGUUAUGGGAGUCAACCAUGAGAAGUACGAUCCCUCCAGCAUGAAGAUUGUGAGGUAAGGCUCCUCUCCACCCCAGCGUUUCGUCUUCUGAGAAGUAGUUUGCUGCAUGGCCAUUCUAGAGAUGGGUCUCUGUGGAUGCUUUCCAGUGAAAGAACAAUCAUGUAGGCAGGGGGCUCAGGUCCUCCCUGGGGGUAGAGGAGUUUGGGUUGGCAGGGUGGUGACAAGAAGGCCUUGCUUUCUCUUUUUCUGCAGAAUAGCUGAGCUUGUGUUGCAAAGCAAGGUGCUAAUGGGAGAGGUGUAGUAAUUCAUAGCAUAUCCCCUGAUGGUUGUGGGAGCUUCUGGCCUACCUGGAAAGCUGAUGAUUUACACAAACUUGUUCAAGAUACCCAGAGAAAAGCCUGGAAAAUGGAACACUACAAUCAAAGCUUGGGGCAUCAACUUUACCUAGCUUUGGAGACAACCCAUAGGUCUUUGCUUGCAAUGCAGGCUCCUGGGUGUGUUACACACAAAGAGGUUGUGCUUUUUCCCUUGGCCGGUUGUUCAGUCAGCUUAAUGUAUCCCUCUUGCUUUUCAGCAAUGCUUCCUGCACCACCAACUGCCUGGCACCUUUGGCCAAGGUCAUUAACGACAACUUUGGCAUUUUGGAGGGCCUUAUGGUAAGAGCAACACAGGAUUGCCUUUGAGAAUGGAGCUUGCAUUCAAGAGCCGGACUUCUGACAAAACCUUUUAUCACCCUGGUGUCUUCAUAUAGACAGUGUGGUCUAGAAGAAACUGAAAUUCCUACACAAUGCACAACUAUAGCUUUCAGUUACCGACUAUAAAAAAGCAUUUAUCCAAAUUGGUGGCUGUUUGAGGAUUCAAAACAAUAUUCUAACAGUGCCAUCCAGUCCUUAGAGGCCAGGCUUCUAGAUAAAAUGAUUGGGAAGUUGAAUCCUGUCUGCAGCUGUUGUGUGAUCAUGUAUUGAUUCUUUGUGGCUUAUAGAAGUGUUGACGCUCUUGUGAAUAACUUUUGCUUUCACAAACUGCCUGCUGAGGGGCAAAAAGGGCAUUUUUACUACAAGUGUGCAGCUUAGUUUUUAGGUCUCUGAAUCCUGUCACCAGUCAAGAUUAGAGUUGCUCUCCCAUAAAGUUAACACAUGUGCAUCUCGUGUGAGUCAAUCCCAUGUUUUUACAUGUAAAGCAAAAGUUUAGGUUUCCAAGAAAACCUCAGAUAUUGCUUGUUAGACCAGAAUCUACUCUAAAAUGUCUUGCAUGUCUCCUUAACUGGCUUCUUCUGUUUGCAGACCACAGUUCAUGCUUAUACUGCCACUCAGAAGACUGUGGAUGGUCCCUCAGCCAAGGCUUGGCGUGAUGGCAGGGGUGCCCACCAAAAUAUCAUUCCAGCUUCUACCGGUGCUGCAAAAGCUGUGGGCAAGGUCAUUCCAGAGCUUAAUGGGUAUGGAAUAUAUCUUAUUCUCAGAGGCCUCUGUAGAAACUAGUUCCUGUGUCUUUGUAGUUAUUGCAGCUGUUUGUUAACUACAAAACAGGUUAAGCAGUAUUGGCAAGGUAUGUUAAUUGUGCUCAUGCAGAAGAGAGAAACAUGACAUUGCCCAGCAUUAUUUUCUUAGGGUAGUUUCUUGAGGUCUCUCAACAUUUCUUCCCCAGACCUUCUGCCCUGGCUUUCUGAUGAGAGCCCAAACACUUGGCCCAUACAUUAGAUUGCCAUGAAAUGGAUUAGCAAUCUUUAGCAGAACAAUUGUGGCACUUUUUUCAUGACUUACAACAACAGUAAUAACAACAACAAAAAAUUAUUAUUACUAUUAUUAUUAUUAUUAUUAUUAUUACCCUGCCAAUCUGGCUUGCUUUCCCCAGCCACUCUGGGCACCUCCCAACAGAAUAUUAAAAACAUGAUAAAAGAUCAAACAUUAAAAACUUCCCUAAACAGGGCUGCUUUCAGAUGUCUUCUAAAAGUCAGAUAGUUAUUUCCUUAACAUCUGAUGGGAGGGUGUUCCACAGGGCGGGCACCACUUCCAAGAAGGCCCUCUGCCAUGUUUUCCCAAGAGCAGUGCAUAGAAUACAGGUGGUGCUAAGAAUUUAAUGUGCAGAACCACUCUCCUAAAGUGUAUAUAAUUUUGGCUCCUAUUUAGUAGUAAUCCUCCAGGAUAAUCCCCCCCCCCCCCUGUUAAUGACUAACCACCUCUUUUAACAGGAAGCUCACUGGCAUGGCGUUCCGUGUGCCAGUAUGUGAUGUCUCAGUUGUUGACCUGACCUGCCGCCUUUCCAAGCCAGCCUCCUAUGCUCAGAUCAAAGAAGCUGUCAAGAAGGCAGCUAAAGGGCCAAUGGCAGGAAUCCUGGGGUAUACAGAAGAUGAGGUGAGUAUGGAUAGUUUUCUCAGUUGAACAAGCUGUAGAGGGAGAGAAAUCCCAAGGCACACCAUUGAGCCACUUAUAGGCAAGACAGUUCAUCAGAACAAUAAUAAUGCUUUGAUUUACGCUGCUGGGGGAUGCGGUUACAUUCUAAGUUUGUUUUUAGCCAAAAGCUGUUUUAUUCUACACCAGGUGUGGCAUUUAAAGCUGUAGUAUAUUUUUGACUGUGGAAUCCAACAUCCAAACUUUUAAUCACAAAGUCGCUGCCAUUCAUUCACUAGUAAAAUAAAAUGUGGGAUGCUCUGCUUAAAGUAUAAGUAUAGCAUAACCUGAGGGACUGGGCAAACAGUCUUUACCUGCUGGAGCAUCUUACCAACAUCUCACAAGGCUGGAAUCCCAGGGUACCAGGUUGACAUCUGUGAUGAACCAGUCUUUUUUGUUUUUCUUUUGUAUAUAAUUUAAUUCUCAUGCUUCUUUUGCAGGUUGUUUCUACUGAUUUCAUUGGUGAUAAUCGUUCCUCUAUCUUUGAUGCUGGAGCAGGGAUCUCCCUCAAUGAUAACUUUGUGAAGCUCAUCUCCUGGUAAGAAUGAGCAGGUGUUUUUCCACACUGGAGCAUAGUUGGUGUGUCGCCUGAUAAUCCCUUUUCAGAAGGAGAAUUUGCCACCCUGACUUAGGCUUUCUCAGGUAGCAAUGCUGCUUCCUUCGAAAGCUAGCAAGGAACACCCAAUUUUGACCAAGCAGGGAUGACUUCAGGCAAUUAGAACAUUUUGGUUUUGUCAUCUGCUGUGAACAACUUACCAACUAGGCUCCAUAUUUGUAUAUCCAGAGUUCUAUUGUGUCUACAUGAGAGAGGGAGUUGUAUAUGUCGUAGGCAUUAGGGCUGGUUUUCAACAUCGGAAUAUACUGAUAUGCCACAAUGUCUGAAAUAAGGAUAGAGCUAUGUAGAGGCUGACUUCAAAGUUUUGCCCACAAUGUGAUUUUUGCAAAGCAAACCCUCCCACCCACAUAUCAUGAUUCGUGAUAUAUUACCAGAUCAAAAACUAUGAAACCAAUAUCACAAUAUGGGCUUCAAACCGGUUUGGGACACUAUAUUGCCCAGCCCUAGUAGGUGCUUCUAUAAUUGAAAACUGGGGUACUGAUUAUCUCCUGGCUCACUGUCAGAGGCACCUGGGAACUGUGGAUUUGUGUGAUUGAGUCAUUUGGGCUAUGAGCAUUACUUAGACACAGUUUUCUUUCCGUUCUGUAGGUAUGAUAACGAAUAUGGCUACAGCUGCCGUGUAGUAGAUCUCCUGAAGCACAUGUACAGCAAGGAGCACGAAUGAGCACUGCCCACACUCUGCAUUCCAGGCUAUCCGACAGAGUGGCCUCUCACCCUUUUAGUCAAUAGGUUUGAUCUCCUGGCCAGUUCUUCGCUUCGACCACAGAACCCUGAACACUGCACCUUUUGUCACUGUGUAAAGCUUUGUGUGUAUGUGUGUACAUGUGAGUGUGAAUCCUGCUUUCCACAGCAGCUUGUAUGAGCUUUAAAAACGUAGUGAAGACAAAUGCACCGAAUUUCCCCCUGGAGAAAGAGUCUAGCUUUUGGGGUUACACAUUGGUUUGUGUGGCUGUAGUGUCCUUGAGAUCUCGUAAGCAUUGAAAUAAAACCACUGAAGUUAUGUGAACCUGGAAAUGUUUUCA